UGCAAAGAUGAUUUGGGUGUCCUGUAACUAACCUUCGGUCAUAUUCUUUGCACCUUUGUUAGUUAAAGAAUUUUGCUUUAAAAAAGUCGGCUUCAAAGAAAAGCUGGACAUGCCAAAGGAUCUAUGCAAACGGUUGUAGUAAAGUUCGAAAAGAAAGGCUGCUGAAGUCUCUGCAACGUCCAAUGGGCUCCAAAGCAGCAACUAACCGCCUUACUGUUUGUUAGCUAGUGGCCCCAUCUUCCAGGCCUUUACCUUUUCUCUCUUCCUCCUUGCUUCUAGCUAGGUAUUAUAAUUUAUUCCUACUGCUACCCUUUAUCCACAAAACAGGUCCUACAAACUUGUAUAUAAUAUAUUCCAUCCCCCCUGCCAUUUGCAUUUAUGUUUCUACUCUGCACUAAGAGGAGGAUUGUUUGCAUAGCCUGUCUGCUCUACAUUUGGUGUUGUUUGUCUGCAGCAAAUGGCUGCGCUGGUAGUGUUUGGGCUUGCUAUGGUGUUGGGCGUUUUCACUAGAGUUCAGCUUGUUUACGCUUCAGGGUGGACUAAUGCCCACGCGACCUUUUACGGAGGCAGCGACGCAUCAGGAACCAUGGGUGGUGCUUGUGGGUAUGGAAAUCUUUACAGCCAAGGAUAUGGCACCAAAACGGCAGCACUGAGCACUGCGCUGUUCAACAAUGGGCUAAGCUGCGGAGCGUGCUACGAGAUAAAGUGCAACGACGACCCACAAUGGUGCCUCCCCUCCUCAAUCGUUGUCACCGCCACCAACUUCUGCCCUCCUAACAAUGCGCUUCCUAAUAACAAUGGCGGCUGGUGCAAUCCUCCGCUUGAGCAUUUUGACCUCUCGGAGCCCGUUUUCGAGAACAUUGCCAAGUACAGAGCUGGAAUUGUGCCUGUCGUGUACAGGAGGGUGCCCUGCCACCGCCAGGGAGGAAUUCGGUUCACCAUAAACGGGCAUUCGUACUUCAAUCUGGUGCUGAUAACGAACGUUGGGGGAGCAGGGGAUGUGCAUGCGGUGUCAAUAAAGGGCUCAAAGACUGGUUGGCAGGCAAUGUCACGCAACUGGGGCCAAAACUGGCAGAGCAACGCUGUCUUGGAUGGUCAGAGCCUGUCUUUCAAGGUCACCACCAGCGACGGAAAGAGCGUCACUUCUUACAACGUGGCUCCCUCUGGCUGGCAAUUUGGCCAAACUUUUAGCGGAUCUCAGAUACGCUAGCUUCUAGCUAGCUAGUGGGUAUGUUAGCGAUGGCAUUAGGGCUAAGAUUCAAGUUUUAGUAUGUCUUCUUAGCCAGAGUCUCUCUUAUUUCGGCAUUUUGGUGUUUUUUGAAUGUAUUGUCGGGAUGCCGCGGUGGCUACAAAACGCCACCCGUUCCCUUUACAGAUGGUAGUUGUUUUUUGGGUAUAAAUGUGGUUAAUAGGCGUUAUUUGAAGAGGAGGUUUGUCAACACCCGCACUUACCAACGCCAUUUCCAGUAAUGUAGUAUUCAAUAAAAUAGUUGCAUACAUUCCGUAAA
Messenger RNA from Cryptomeria japonica (Japanese cedar), 1508 nucleotides. RefSeq names its product expansin-A1. Lineage: Eukaryota; Viridiplantae; Streptophyta; Pinopsida; Cupressales; Cupressaceae. The coding region runs from base 458 to 1210 and encodes 250 amino acids. The transcript has 3 exons. Gene Ontology annotation, cellular component: extracellular region. The record is from RefSeq and is a predicted model, not a curated record. Gene Ontology annotation, biological process: plant-type cell wall organization.